Gracilinanus agilis (Agile Gracile Mouse Opossum) is the source of this 690-nucleotide messenger RNA. Its product is annotated as peptidyl-prolyl cis-trans isomerase A-like. Bases 1 to 690 code for a protein of 229 amino acids. The transcript has 4 exons. Gene Ontology annotation, molecular function: peptidyl-prolyl cis-trans isomerase activity. Lineage: Eukaryota; Metazoa; Chordata; Mammalia; Didelphimorphia; Didelphidae. The record is from RefSeq and is a predicted model, not a curated record. Gene Ontology annotation, biological process: protein peptidyl-prolyl isomerization.
AUGGCCCUGUGUGCAAGAUCCCCCCUGGGAACAGGCCCAGAACAGAAAGAACAAAAUGAGAGACAUGGAGGAAAAGCAUCCUCCUUCCCAACUGGAUGCAGGCAGUGCCCCGACUGCCUGGUAGCCAUUGUGUUUGACAGAUGCGGAUGCGAGAGGGAGGAGGAUGACCUCUUGGGAGCUAUUGAUCAGCGCUGCUGCCUCCCCAGUCCCCCAGCUCAGCUGCCCUACCUCCCUUCCUGGAUUAGCAACAGAAAAGAGGGGAUGGAACCCCUGGGCCUGGUUACUUUCCAGCUCUUUGAAGAUGAGUUUCCAAAAACAGUAGAAAACGUCUGUGCUCUGAGCACUGGAGAGAUUUGGUUACAAGGGAUCCUGUUUACAUGCCAGGGUGGUGACUUCACUCACCAUAAUGGCAUUGGUGGCAAGUCCAUCCAUGAGGAGAAAUAUACUGAUGAGAAUUUCAUCCUGAAGCACCAGGGUCUUGGCACCUUAUCCAUGGCAAAUGCUGGACCCAGCACAAAUGGCACCCAGUUUUUCAUCUGUACUGCUAAGACUGAUUGGUCAGAUGGCAGGCACGUGUUCUUUGGCCAAAUGAAAGAAGGCAUGAACAUUGUGGAAGUCAUGGACUAUUGCACUUCUCAGGAUGGCAAGACGAGCAAGAAGAUCACCAUUGCUGACUGUGGACAAAUCUAA